AUGAGCACAGAAAACUCUUCCAAGAAUUUCAGCCUCCUAGAUAAACAGGUGGCUAGUGAAGUGCUCUUACUGGAUCUCUUUGCCUGCUGUCGUGCGUAUGCACAAUACCCUUUGCCUGACAUUGAAGAUGCAAAGUUCAUUGAAGACUGUGUGAGCGCUCACAACAACUUUCGAUCCAAAACGAAUCCACCAGCCAGCAAUAUGUUUCGCAUGAGAAUCAUGGAGCGUUUACUGGAGCAGCGAUACGCAAUCAAAUUUUGUGUAAAACUUGGUAAAACGGGCAAAGAGACUCACAACAUGAUUAAGGAGGCCUAUGGUGUUGCUGCCAUGGUCUUCAGAAGACUGCGAAAACGCAUUGCUCGUGUCCGCCCAGCCAUCGUCAACAAUUGGCGGCUGCACCAUGACAACGCGCCGAGCCACACAGCGUUCCGCGUAGUGGAGUAUCUUGCCCAGCACAAGGUGGCAACGCUGCCUCAGCCCCCCUACAGCCCCGACUUGGCCCUGCCAGACUUUUUCCUAUUCCCGAUAAUAAAAUCGAUGCUCAAGGGGAAGCAUCACGCAUCAGUAAAAGCGCUUCAAGAGGCCAUGAAGAGGGAGCUAAACAGCAUUCCAGUCCAGGCGUUCCUGGAGGAGUAUGAAAACUGGAAAAAUCAUUGGCAGCAGUGUACUUGGGAUCCAGAUUUGGCGAAGACUGCGAAAGCUUGGGCGAAGAGAUGCCAGUUUAAACAUAACAUGUACCUCAGAGAGCCAGGGCAGACUCACCCCAGGUUUGCCUCUGUUGGAGAAAACAUCUGGACUGGCUCGUUCUCGAUAUUUUCUGUGAAAGAAGCCAUCACCUCCUGGUACAAUGAGGUCAAAGACUACAAUUAUACCACCAAUAGUUGUAGAAGAGUGUGUGGCCAUUACACACAGAUUGUUUGGGCUCGAAGCUACAAGGUUGGCUGUGCUGUCCACUUCUGUCCCACGGUGCAGUACUUCUCAGGAAAAAAUGCAGCACUCUUCAUCUGCAACUACGGGCCGGCGGGGAAUUAUGGCUGGCACCCCUACGAGACGGGAGCAGCAUGCAGCAAAUGCGAGGGCGAUCAGUGUGCCAAGAACCUGUGUCGAAACCCAGAGCGUGACAAAGUCAUUAGUGAUUCCAAGUGGUAUCCAGCCUGGGACAGACCUGCCUGUGAUGAGUACUGCAUUUCUGUGGUUGUUUUAAGGCUGCUCUUCUUUAUUCUGACAAUCCCAGCCGCCUGGAUCCUGCCCAAGUACUGGUCUAUAGCACCUGCCAGCGAGUAGCGCACAGGAGACUGCGAGAGCAUUUGGGUUGAUUUUUUCCUUUC
Messenger RNA from Anas platyrhynchos (mallard), 1328 nucleotides. The record is from RefSeq and is a predicted model, not a curated record. NCBI's taxonomy places the organism in Eukaryota, Metazoa, Chordata, Aves, Anseriformes, Anatidae.